UUUAGAGCCGCGCGGCGGGCGGGAAUGUAAGAUGGCGGAGUAGCAACGGGAAGCGGCUGGUACCGAGUCUCCGGGCCCACUUCAGUUGGUGUCUUGGCAGCAGCAGUGAUCGCUGAACGGAGUGCCUAGGUAGUUGGCCAAGAUGCCGAAUAUUAAGAUCUUCAGCGGCAGCUCCCACCAGGAUUUAUCUCAGAAAAUUGCCGACCGCCUGGGCCUGGAGCUAGGCAAGGUGGUGACUAAGAAAUUCAGCAACCAGGAAACCUGUGUGGAAAUCGGUGAAAGUGUGCGUGGAGAAGAUGUCUACAUUGUCCAGAGUGGUUGUGGUGAGAUCAAUGACAAUUUAAUGGAGCUUUUGAUAAUGAUUAAUGCCUGCAAGAUUGCUUCAGCCAGCCGGGUUACUGCAGUCAUCCCAUGCUUCCCUUAUGCCCGGCAGGAUAAGAAGGAUAAGAGCCGGGCUCCAAUCUCUGCCAAGCUUGUUGCAAAUAUGCUCUCUGUAGCAGGCGCGGAUCAUAUUAUCACCAUGGACCUGCAUGCUUCUCAAAUUCAGGGCUUUUUUGAUAUCCCAGUGGACAACUUGUAUGCAGAGCCAGCUGUCCUGAAGUGGAUAAGGGAGAACAUCUCUGAGUGGAGGAACUGCACUAUUGUCUCACCUGAUGCAGGUGGAGCUAAGAGAGUAACCUCCAUUGCAGACCGGUUGAAUGUGGACUUUGCCUUGAUUCAUAAAGAACGGAAGAAGGCCAAUGAAGUAGAUCGCAUGGUUCUGGUGGGAGAUGUGAAGGAUCGAGUGGCCAUCCUGGUGGAUGACAUGGCUGACACAUGUGGCACAAUCUGCCAUGCGGCUGACAAACUUCUCUCAGCUGGAGCUACUAGAGUUUAUGCUAUCUUGACUCAUGGAAUCUUUUCUGGCCCGGCCAUUUCUCGCAUUAACAAUGCAUGCUUCGAAGCAGUAGUAGUCACCAAUACCAUACCUCAGGAGGAUAAGAUGAAGCAUUGCUCCAAGAUACAGGUGAUUGACAUCUCCAUGAUCCUUGCAGAAGCCAUCAGAAGAACUCACAAUGGGGAAUCAGUUUCCUACCUGUUCAGCCAUGUCCCUUUAUAAGAGAAUUCCUUCUGAGGCUUUUUCAAAAUAAAGUUACCCCCACCCCUUGUUCUUCCCUUGGAAUUUGAUGAAAAAUUCAGCAGAAGACCCAGCUUGCUCCAGUGUAGCUUUCUACAUCCCACAUCAGGUAUAUUAAUUAGCGUUUCUCCUAAAUGAGACAGAGACAGAUUGAGGCUCAUGCAGAGAUUCCUGCCUUCAUUGUCUCAUUCUGGCUCCCUGGGUUUUGUGAGCCUUGCAGCUUUAAACUACAGCUCAGCUGCUGCAAGAUUUUCAGACCUCAGAGGGUAUUGUGUGGGGGUGUUGAAAUGUGAUUGGGGAAGCUCAGACUACUUUGCAUGGGAAUGCUUCAGGGUUUCCUUUUUUCUGAACUACUGGCAACAAAGCCAACCCAAUCCCCCCAACCUGUGACAAGUUCUGUGAAGUUGGUGCAUAUUUACAGAGCAAGAGUUCCACCCUAGGCAGCCCGAAACCCACCUCAGGGUGCUGAGCCCCCAGCAAGCAGGAGCCUGAGGGGAGGCAGCCUGUAGAGCAGUGAACAUUUCUCUGGAGGACGAAGCCUGAUCUGCUGCCCUCUGCUUGGGGACUGUGUUGCUUGUGUUUCCCUUCACACCUGUUCCUUUGCAUUUGGUGUGACUUUCAGCCAACUUGACCUUUUUCCUGGCCAAAUACCCUCUUGGACCCAAAUGUUUAUUUUACUUGCUUCCUGCUGUGUAAUGUCUUAAAUUUUCAUGAGAUUAUUUCACUGUAGCUUAAUCUUCCUUAGCCCACUGCCACUGCAGUAAUAGAUUUUAGGUGGUGGUGUAGUGCCUUCUGGUUAAGUAUUUGAUUAUCAACUUCCUUGGAUCUAUUUGUCCUCUCAAAUGGCCUGAGAUUUAUGUAAUAAAGAUUGAUGUUAUUGUCUCUUAUUGGUGAAAUUAAUAAAGUGAUUGUGGGUCUACAUCA
This is a messenger RNA of Manis javanica (Malayan pangolin), 2041 nucleotides long. It is a transcript of the gene PRPS1, whose product is annotated as phosphoribosyl pyrophosphate synthetase 1. The record is from RefSeq and is a predicted model, not a curated record. Gene Ontology annotation, cellular component: ribose phosphate diphosphokinase complex; cytoplasm. Gene Ontology annotation, molecular function: ribose phosphate diphosphokinase activity; ATP binding; magnesium ion binding. Gene Ontology annotation, biological process: 5-phosphoribose 1-diphosphate biosynthetic process; ribonucleoside monophosphate biosynthetic process; purine nucleotide biosynthetic process. Lineage: Eukaryota; Metazoa; Chordata; Mammalia; Pholidota; Manidae.